This is a messenger RNA of Suillus subalutaceus, 834 nucleotides long. RefSeq lists its product as uncharacterized. Lineage: Eukaryota; Fungi; Basidiomycota; Agaricomycetes; Boletales; Suillaceae. The transcript has 2 exons. The coding region runs from base 1 to 834 and encodes 277 amino acids. The record is from RefSeq and is a predicted model, not a curated record.
AUGCUCUCCUCACUUUCCAUUAGCUCUAAUCCCUCAGGCUCUCCUAGACUCGACUAUAUCCAAUCCACACAAAACGUUGGCAAGCGCUCUUGUGAUGAUCACAAUAGGAUAAUGGAACCCAUCAACUCCAACCAACGAUCCCUUUCAGACAACCCCUCCCGUUCCUCAGCUUAUGCAACUGUGUCCACGAGCCUUCCUCCCGUAACAUCCCACAUGUCUUGUCAUGCAAAAUGCGCUGCCUCAAGGUUCAAGCCCUAUCAGCUUGGGGGGCAUGUUCCUACUGCACUGGAGCACCAUUUCACGAUGAAAAAUCUCGUGAAAGGCAACGAGGCUGAUCUUAGUCAAAUAGAUGUCCAUCAGGGCAAGGAGAUAUUGAAGAAAGGCAUGAAGCAUAUGACAGAUGCAACCGUCCAGUCAGCUGUCAUCGCAAAACGAGCUGAUGCUGAAUCCAAGUGGUUGCAUGCUCUCGCAACAGCUUGGGAACUUGAGUCAACCGAGAAACAUGCAGUCCUUCUUCAAACAAUUAUGAGGGACAAUGCAGAACAGUAUAUUGCGAGCCUGACAGAGGCUUCCUUCUUCGAAAGGUUGUUGGUCCAACGUUCCGAGCAGCAGCUGGAGGAUGACGCAGAUUUCACUGUCGCCGCAUAUGCUCAUGAUUUUGCGGCACACCGUAUAGCAGACAUGCAGCUUGAUCAUCUGGAGGAGGUUAGCGCUGAGCGGACGUUGUUCCCCGAGCCUGAUGACCUGGACUCUGAAGAUGUCGAAGAUCGCUUGGCCCAAUGCUUGAAUAGCAUAUCCAAAGAGGUGGAGAAGCCUAUGUUCAUGGUUGCCUGA